AUGACUUCGUCAUCAUCGGAUCACGACAGCUCAGCUGGCUCACCGCCACCGCCGAAGCAGGCCCUGUUGGACGACGACUUCGUGAAAACACUGGAACAACUUUCAAAACAGGUUCAGCCCAAUAAAGCCAAACUUUUUUAA
This is a messenger RNA of Gongylonema pulchrum, 141 nucleotides long. The record is from the annotation of a GenBank genome assembly. Lineage: Eukaryota; Metazoa; Nematoda; Chromadorea; Rhabditida; Gongylonematidae.